AUGGCGCACCUGUACACCUUCGCCCACACCUUCUCCGAGACCCUCUACCCCUACUUCUGCCUCUGCCUCUGCCUCACCGACCGGGGCAAGAACGCCGAGCCCAUGAAGAUCUGCCGGUUCGCCAGCCAGUCCCGGCACCACCUGCCCGGUGAAUCGGGCCUUGGGACUGUCUUGCGACAAUCGAGACUGUCUGAGAAAGCUCGAACACUGAGCCUGAAUCGGACAGUGACGGAAAGUAAACAUCACUGCGAGAAGCAUCUGGAAGAACUGAAGCUGUUUUGUGAAACAGACAAGAAAGUGAUUUGUCUGAUAUGUCGAGAUGCGCGGGAACACAAGUCUCACAGCUUCAUACCGAUAGAAGAAGCUGUUGAAAUCUACAAGGAACAGGUGAAUUCUUCCUUUGAAUCUCUGACAAAAAAGAAAUCAGAGAUCGAGCAAAUGGAGCAGCAACAGAAAGAGAAGAUUUCUGUUGUUUUGGAAGAGUCACACAACCUUCAGUCACAGAUCACAUCCCAGUUUUCUGAACUGCACCAGAUUUUCACUGAGAAAGAGCGGCGUGUACUCGCAGAUAUCCGGGAAGAAGAGAUGAAAAUUCGGAACUCAAUGGAGAAAAGGCUUCAAGAGAUUCAAGCGAAUUUAAAUUCCAUCCAAAAGGAACUCUCAACGUUGCAGGAACAGAUAGAUCAAAAAGACAACAGGAUAUUUCUGAAGGAGGAAACUGGUCGGAGAAGGAGGGUUAGUGAUGAAAUUAAUUCAUUGUCAGUGACAGAUGGUGCCUUGCCAAUUGAAAACAUUCAUCACCACUUUGUGUUGAACACGCUGUGGAGAGAAACCUGUGCCAUUCAGCGAGUCUCCGUCACCCUGGAUGUGGAAACAGCGCAUGCGCGGCUCGAGGUGUCUGUGGAUCGGAAGAGGGUGAGAUGGACCCGGACCCAGAGGGGUCUCCCUGACACCAGGAAGAGGUUUACAGACUGGCCGUGUGUGCUGGGAUCGGAGGGAUUCACAUCGGGGAGAUAUUACUGGGAGGUGGAGGUGGGGGGGAGUCGGUACUGGUGUCUGGGAAUCGCCGCAGAGUCUGUGGAGAGGAAGGGACCGGUCCCACUUACCCCGGAGACUGGAGGAUUAGGCGGUUUGAUGACGAGUUUGAUGCAUUCACCUCCCCUCCAUCCCGUCUCCCCGCCCGUCCCAUCCCCGGGAGGGUGGGAGUUUAUUUCAGUUACGAGUCCGGGACAAUUUCAUUUUACGACGCGGACACCAAGUCCCAUCUCCACACAUUCACUGGGAAUAAAUUCACGGAGAAACUUUAUCCUUUCUUCGGGCCUUGGGAUAAAAACCGGUGGCUGAGAAUCUGCUCCGGUUCCGUGUAAAAGGGUGGGGUCCCGGGACCAGCGUCAGGAGCGGGGCUUAGGGGCUGUGGGGCAGAAACCCGGUGGACAACAGGCCGGCGCUGAACGGCUCCCAUUUAAUCCCCAAAUUCCACGUCGUGAAACCCCAGUGGGCGCGGAAAUAAAACCAGGGGGAAUGUAAAUGUGGGAAAUAAACAGCAACUGAAAUCAGAGCUGUCUGUCUGUCGAUCCAUUCAUUUUAACGCAUUAACCGCAUCCGGCAAUGGAACAGAAAUUACUUUUGUGAAAAUAUAAAUAUUGAAACAAUCGCCCUUCCUGCUGGUUCAGUAGCAGCCGCGGGCAGCGGGUCCUGAGCUCCGGGCUCUCCCGGGUCCUAAAGUCCGCCGACUUUAAGUGUCGGGUCCUAAAGUCC
This is a messenger RNA of Amblyraja radiata (thorny skate), 1758 nucleotides long. Its product is annotated as E3 ubiquitin-protein ligase TRIM39-like. NCBI's taxonomy places the organism in Eukaryota, Metazoa, Chordata, Chondrichthyes, Rajiformes, Rajidae. The record is from RefSeq and is a predicted model, not a curated record. The transcript is spliced from 7 exons. Gene Ontology annotation, molecular function: zinc ion binding. Bases 1 to 1344 code for a protein of 447 amino acids.